UUUCAGGAGCUGGUUAUGGUCACGGCUCAGCGCUGGCGCAGUGAGAACUUUGAGAGGCCUGUGGACCUGGAGGGCUCUGGGGAUGAUGACUCCUUUCCCGAUGAUGAACUGGAUGACCUCUACUCAGGGUCGGGCUCCGGCUACUUCGAGCAGGAGUCGGGCAUUGAGACAGCCAUGCGGUUCAGCCCGGAAGUGGCCCUGGCCGUGUCUACCACACCUGCAGUGCUGCCCACCACGGACAUCCAGCCUGUUGGCACCCCAUUUGAAGAGCUUCCCUCUGACCAUCCCACCCCAGAGCCGGUCACCAGUCCUCCAGUGGUGACAGAGCUUCCAGAAGAGCCCAGCCAGAGGGCUACCACCGUCUCCACCACCGUGACAACUACUACUGCAACCACGGGGGCCCUGACCAUGAUGGCCACAGCUCCUGCCACUGUGGCCACUGCUGCCCCCAGCACUCCCGCAGAACCCCCUUCCACGGCCACCACUGCUGUCAUAAGGACCACUGGCAUACGGAGGCUUCUGCCUCUUCCACUGACCACGGCUGCCACAGCCCAGGCCACCACCCCUGCGGCCCCCUCACCCCCCACCACAGUGGCUGUCUUGGACACGGAGGCCCCAACGCCCAGGCUGGUCAGCACAGCUACCUCCCGGCCAAGGGCCCUUCCCAGACCAGCUACCACCCAAGAGCCUGAUGUUCCUGAGAGGAGCACCUUGCCCCUGGGGACCACGGCCCCUGGACCCACAGAAGUGGCUCAGACCCCGACUCCGGAGUCCGUCCUGACCACAGUCCGGGAUGAGCCAGAGGUACCAGUGAGUGGGGGCCCCAGCGGGGACUUUGAGCUGCCGGAGGAAGAGACCACACAGCCAGACACAGCCAAUGAGGUGGUGGCUGUGGGAGGUGCUGCGGCCAAGCCCUCCCCUCCACCUGGAACGCUACCCAAAGGCGCCCACCCGGGCCCCGGCCUCCUGGACAAUUCAAUCGACUCCGGCAGCUCAGCCGCUCAGCUGCCCCAGAAGAGCAUCCUGGAGCGGAAGGAGGUGCUUGUAGCUGUGAUUGUGGGCGGGGUUGUGGGCGCCCUCUUUGCCGCCUUCCUGGUCACACUGCUCGUCUACCGCAUGAAGAAGAAGGACGAAGGCAGCUACACACUGGAGGAGCCCAAGCAGGCGAGUGUCACAUACCAGAAGCCUGACAAGCAGGAGGAGUUCUACGCCUAGCGGAGCCUCAGUGCCUCCCUGCAGCCUCAGCCACCCUCACCCAGUCCCAGCCCAGCCUUACUGGCCCAGGACUGGGACUGGGCCUGGCCCAGUUCUCUGCCCUCCCUCCCCUGGCCUGCCCAGGCUGCUAGCCUCAUGCAUUGUCCUGAGGAAGGGGUGCUGCCAUCUACCCCGGACUGUGUCCUUAUGAGUUCAUCUCUUGUCUCUCACCAGCCUGGGGCUUUGGGACCUUACGUCAGCUAGACAGGAGGAAGGAAGCUCCUGAUUGGCUGGUGGGAGAAGGGGAAGGGACGGGGCCUGAGAUGGUCUGAGCCUCUACAAAAAUCCCAAAGGGCUGGCUCAGUCUCCUUCCUGGGUCAGAGAGGCCCUCUGGCUGGCUUCUGGGACCAACACACGCAAACUCAGCCCUUGAAAUCAUCUAGACACUGCAGCCUCACUCCUGUCACAGGGCCUCUCUUUGCCUGGGUGAGGGGUGUCCUUUGUCACCAUCCUGCUUUUUCCUGGCCUCCCAGAGGUUGUGGGACUAUACUCCCCUCUCCUCUGCCCAGUGCAUACGUGCCCCAGGCUUCCCUUCCUCUUUCCCCAAGGACAUGGCUUCCUGAGAGUGCAGGGCCAGCCACCAGUGAGGACGGCCACCUGAUGUCCCUCCUGUGAGGGGACUCUGCACUGACACCACCGCCCACUCUGUUAUACAUAUUGUCACUUGGUCACAUACCACACAAAGUGGAGCAAGGACGAAAGCAUACCCAGUGCUGACCGCCCAGUCCAUCCAGACAGGUCAGAGACACGCCUUCCAAAGGUGCGUCUCUUCAUACAUCGCUUAGCCAACUCUCCAGACACCGAGUCACUAGUCACAGCCGCCUGAGUGGUGAUGGUGUGGUCUGCCUCUCUGUCCCCCUGCACACACUGGCACCACACACAUCAUACUGAGCUCUUUCAGGCUCAUUGGAGAAGGCAGAGAUAUGUUGGAACAGUCAGCCCAUAUUGGGUCUCAGUUACCCUGUUAGACUUGGUCCCACAUCAAGGUGCCCACACCAGCCACGUUGCCACCCAUCCCAGCCUCUCUCAGACGUGGUCCCACACAGAUGCACAGUCUUAGUCCACAUAGCCCUGCACGCACUGGGGGAAGACAGGUGGGCACUUGCCUUUCCUGAAAUAAAGUGUGACGUGGGGACAUUGCCACCAGCUCUCCUAGGGCUUUUCAUACCUAAGGCCUGGCCUCGCCCCUGACUGCUUCCCUUCUUAAUGUGCCCUCAAAGGGAGAGGUUCAGGGCCAGCCUUCGCCCACUGAGAGCCCUGGGACUUCUCCAAGGCUGGAGGACAGGAUUGGGCUCUGAAAUUUGGCCCUGGGCUGUGGAGGGUGCUUGGGUCUCCCUGGACCAAAGGCCCUGGGUGAGGAGGGGGCGCGUGGUCUGUCUCCUGUCUCCUGCAUCCUUUUCCUGCUCUGAGUUAGGGGGCUGAUUCUGCCUCCCAGGACACAAGUUUCCAAAGUGCCUGUGAGGGCUGGCCCUCCGGCCUGGGCCCUCUGCAUCCUCAGCCCCGCCCACCCAUUUGACCAAACAAGUCAGCAGUUCUGGCUGCUGCCCUACGGCCCACAGCUGGAAGUGGCCCAUCCAGAUGCCCCAGCCCCAAGGGCAGAUAUUGAGGGACUAGAACAGGUGACAGCAGGGGGGAGGUUGUAUCCCAGGCCCCAAGCCUGCUUUCUCCUUUGUUGCCCUUGAAAGUGGGGCCAUUUUAUGAGUAUUUUAAGUGUGGAGUCACCGCUCUCCUUUGAGGGCGAGUACUGUGGUGGGAGCUCUGGGAGCCAAGGGGAUGUGGUGUGAAUUAUGACUGGUUGGCCCUCCCACCCCACAUCGCACCCGCAGCCCAGAUCCAAGUCAGGAGCCCACCCUAGUUUUAUUUCUAUUUCCCUUUUCAAGGUUCCCUGGCAGUGGACUUCUGCAGGGGAGGGGCCUGAGGAAGGGAGGGGCCCAAGGAAGCGAGGGCCAGGCUCCAGGGGUCCUUCCAGAUCCUGAAGCCCGCUUCGGCAGGGCCCAGUGUUGCGUGAGGAAGUUAGUCGGCUAGAGCCUUUGAGGAGGGCGGGGAGGGGGCUUGGCCUCCACAGGCCCUGUAGCAUACCCAGCCUCCCUCUACCUGGUCCCUGAUGAGCUGCUGUCUCAGGGAUGGCAGCUCUGGUGAGAAGGCCUGGGCAGGCCAAGGCUGAGAAACCAGGGAAAGUGAAGGAACCAGUGCCUGAGCACACAGGCCCCAGGGACACUGGCAUCGGGGCAGGUGACCACCAGUGGGCACAGCUUCUGUGUUUGGCUGGAGGCCGACAUGGGGUGGCCUUGGCUGGCCUGAUUUCUCAUAGUUCAAGCACGGGCUUUGGACUUGGGCUGUGGACUUGGCCUCCUGGCCCCGGCCCCUCUUCUGUGUCCUUUGCCUUUGAGAGAGAGGCCGAGGGCCUUGUGCAUGAAGCCCUGGACCCACGGCCAAAUCCCAGGCUUUAUCUUUGUGAAGUUUAAUGGUCUGCCCAGGCCGGGUCCUUCAGGCCAGUCUGUGGGCAGGAUGGGGGCAGGGCAAUCGAAGAGCCCAGCCAAGGACGAGCUGGAGCUCUCUACAGUGCAAUGGGGGUGCGGGGCUCUCACCCCAGUCCAGGUACGGUGUGAAGUGUGCAGGGCUGGCCAGAUGGGCCUGCAGACAGCCCAGUGCUCCUGAGAGGGGGUGCUGCAAGCCCUGGCAUUUCCUGGGAACACAGCACAUUCCAAAAGAGACAGAGCUCAUGUGGCUCGAGAACUCUCCCGGGCUUUGCUCAGUGGAGGCCAAGGCCGGCUGAGCCGAGCUGGGGGUGGGACCGGUCCCUGGCUGUGAUUUCUAGAGCCCAGAUUCGGUCUCUCCAGGUGCCCAGACCCAGUGGGACUUUAUCUGAAAGGCUGGUCCACUUGAUCCCUGGAAGAAUGGGGUGGCAAAUGGGGCUGGACAGGCCUGUGGCAUGGGCCGAGGGAGCUCGGGCCGACCCUUGGGCUUGGCACCGCCACCCAUCAAGCCAGGCUGGGAGCAGAGCUGACUGCCUCUCAGGCAGCAGUGGUGUUCUUGGCUCUCCUGGCUUUCCUCUGCCAACUGCCACCCUGGACUUGCCUCCCUGAGUCUCUGGCCUGUAAAUAGAAGCCCACACCUGUACAGAUUUAGAGAGGCCGAGACUGGGCCUGGGAGUCACCACCAUCUGAGGGCUGACGGUCCCGCAUCCCCCAGGUGCCCACCUGGCCCCAGUGUGACGAAUGCAUGUAAAUAUUUCUCGUAGGCAGCGUGGCUCCAGAGAGCCCCCUAAAGACAGUGUCCCCCUCUGGUGCGUCCUUUCCUCUGUACAGAGCCGUCCCAGCCCUGGCUGGUGGUGGGUGGGAGUUUGUCCUUCACUCCCCCUGGCCUUCCCCUCUCCCCCCACAUAACCUCUUUAUUAACCAUACCUGUCCUGAGUUCAUGGCCAAAACUCUCAGCGAGGAGAAAUGGAGGAGAAACGGUGGACAAGGUGACCAGGGCACUGCCCCCUGUGGGUGUGUGCCUGGCCCAGCCUGGGGAAGGAACUGGUUUGUUUUUGAUUUUUGUUUUUAACAUUUCCCGUGCUGUGCCCCUUUAUAAGAGGAAUAAAAUUAAGCUGAAGUGA
Messenger RNA from Fukomys damarensis (Damara mole-rat), 4855 nucleotides. It is a transcript of the gene Sdc3, whose product is annotated as syndecan 3. Gene Ontology annotation, biological process: cell migration. Gene Ontology annotation, cellular component: cell surface; membrane. NCBI's taxonomy places the organism in Eukaryota, Metazoa, Chordata, Mammalia, Rodentia, Bathyergidae. The coding region runs from base 16 to 1215 and encodes 399 amino acids. The record is from RefSeq and is a predicted model, not a curated record. The transcript has 5 exons.